This is a messenger RNA of Suillus discolor, 531 nucleotides long. RefSeq lists its product as uncharacterized. The transcript has 4 exons. The coding region runs from base 1 to 531 and encodes 176 amino acids. NCBI's taxonomy places the organism in Eukaryota, Fungi, Basidiomycota, Agaricomycetes, Boletales, Suillaceae. The record is from RefSeq and is a predicted model, not a curated record.
AUGUAUCAGAUACUCCCGCACAGCGUCCCAACACUCAUUUACGACUCGCCUCAAGAUUUUAAUGCUUUAGAUUUUAAGGUUGUUAUAGACCAUGAUGUGUUCGACAUCGUUCCACCCACCCUCGGCAAAUUUAUUAAAUGUUGUUAUGAUCGAAUGGGUUGCCCUGAAGUCACACGCUCAUCUGCAUGGAUGGUUUAUAGGAACUUGCUCUCUGUGCUCCAACUUGCCGACAACGUCCCACCCACGUUAUUACUGAACAAGACCGAGACCAAUGAAGAUGAUGUCUUACCUCUACUUGAGGGUUGUUCGGAUUUACCAUUCUGUGAUGAGCCGAAUGGCCCUUACUACAUGGGUGGUGUGGGAGGAAGAUUGGGCUUAGAUACUUCCCAUCACAACGAGCUGGAUGCUCUAGUUGAUGAUGACGAGCCUGAUAUCCCACAGCAUACUCUUGUUGAACAACCGGGGUUGGUUGUCUGGGAUUUCUCAGAUGACGAGCAUGAUAGUAAUGUACUAGCUGGAGAUGAAUGGUGA